Mizuhopecten yessoensis (Yesso scallop) is the source of this 1361-nucleotide messenger RNA. RefSeq names its product RNA-binding protein 34-like. NCBI's taxonomy places the organism in Eukaryota, Metazoa, Mollusca, Bivalvia, Pectinida, Pectinidae. The coding region runs from base 135 to 1346 and encodes 403 amino acids. Gene Ontology annotation, molecular function: RNA binding. The record is from RefSeq and is a predicted model, not a curated record. The transcript has 12 exons.
AAUUUUGGCCGACAGGUGUCGCUUCAAUUUGUUUUCCUGUGACAUGUGCUUGGCAGAUUGAUGUGAAAUCCACAUGUGAAAAAGACCUAGAAGAUUUAACUAUCGGUACGUACAUAGACCAGAGAUCUGUUGCCAUGGAUGGGAAAUAUAAACCAGGUGCUCUGACAGAUGUUAUUGUUCAACAUUCACAGAAAAACACAGAUGGAGGAAAAAAGACCAAAGUGAAAGCCAAGUUGGCAUCUCUGUUUAGUCCAGAGAAUGCAGCACAGAAUAAUCAAAGGACAAAAUCUAAAGCCACCUUGGAAAAUGAUUCGUCUGACGAUGUAGAGGGAUAUCAAGCCUCACCUGGCAUUGUCCAUGAAACCUUUCAGAAAAAAAAGAAAAAGACAGACAAAACGAAAGGGAAAAGCGUCUCAAAAGAAGAAACAAAAAUUAAAGAGGAAACAGAAAACACCAAGAAUCCAAGAGAUACACAAAGGAAAAACAGGAAAAUAAGAAUCAGAGAUGAAACAAAUGACUCAAAAACAGUUUUUGUGGGGAAUUGGCCUGUGUCACUACAGAAAAAGGACCUGAUGAAGCUUUUUAAGACAUGUGGGAAGAUUGUUAGUGUGAGAUUUAGAUGUCCUCCAACAAAAGAUCCCAGGAUUCCAAAAAAAGUAAUCUCUAUCAAAAAAGAUUUUCAUCCUGAAAGACCAACUAUUGUCGGAUUCGUUUGUUUUGAAGAAGAAAAGUCUGCACAGAAAGCUCUGAAGUUAAAUGGGAGAGAGGUAGAGGGUCGCCAUAUCAGAGUGGAUCUGGCAUCUAAGAGUAAAGAGCAUAAUCACCGCUGCUCCGUGUUCGUGGGAAACCUGGAUGUCAGGAUAGAUGAGGAGCAGAUUUGGUCGCACUUCAGUGACUGUGGCCAGAUUGUCAGCGUUCGCAUCAUCCGUGAUAACAAAACUGGACUGGGAAAGGGCUUCUGUUACAUCCAGUUUGAUUCCCCUGAUGCUGUUGGCCUGGCCUCUCAUUUAAAUGGCAGUAAGUUGGCGAGUCGGGAAAUCCGAGUGAUGAGGAGUCAGGAGAACCCUGGCCUACCCAAGAAAACUGGGAUUGACCAGAAAGGAAAACCACAUGCAAAGAAGAACUUCAAAAAUAAACAUGGGGAAGAGACUGUCAAUAAAGGAAAAUCUGCAAAGAAACUUAAAAAGGACAAAAAAUUAAAGAAAAUGAGAUCUAGUGAUGCUAAAAAAGUGAGAAAGAACAAGGCAAUAUUCAGUAACAGUUUUAAAAGUUCAAAAGAAAGUGGUGUGAAAAUGAACAAGAAAAUGAACACUCACCAGAAACCAACAGGCAGCAAAGGCAAAUAAAAUGUCUUCAAUGUU